Carica papaya (papaya) is the source of this 4370-nucleotide messenger RNA. Its product is annotated as Transducin/WD40 repeat-like superfamily protein. Gene Ontology annotation, molecular function: protein binding. NCBI's taxonomy places the organism in Eukaryota, Viridiplantae, Streptophyta, Magnoliopsida, Brassicales, Caricaceae. The record is from RefSeq and is a predicted model, not a curated record.
UUGACUACCAAAUGAAACCAUCUCAAACAAAUCCAUGGCUUCCAUGUCUCCUUUCCCUGCAUUAGCUUCAUUUCAUGAUCACGAAAAACCAGACCUCAAUUCCAUACAGGAACUUGUCAUUUCUGUCAACAAGUACAUUGUUGAGCUCUUAGCAAACACCGAGAUCUGGAAUUCACUGAGAAUUAGAUGCACCUCCAGGUUACAUAUUGAAAAGCAGGAGUUCUUCGAAUUUUCAGAGCAUUCUGUCAUUUCAAAUUUGUACUGGGGGAUCGACAGCAUUGAAAAUGCAAUUCGAGCAAAAUUUUCAGAAGAAAGAACUUGUCGACUGCAGAAUUCUGAGAGAAUGCUUCAGGUCCCAGCGUUACUAGACGAGCAUGGAGUUACAGCUGGAAUUCCAAACCACUAUUUGGUUGCCUCUUCCUACUUUUAUCUCUCAAUGGUGAGAAAACUCCAAGGUGAUCAAUGGCAGGCUGCACUGCAUUUUGUCCAAGCAUUCUUGGUCUCUCCAAGAUUUGUCCAAACUGAAAUUGCUCUAGAACUUUGCCAGAGUCUUUUCCCCUCCUGCUCGACAUCUGAAACGCAUUCAAAGGAGACAGGAAGAAGGUCAGAAUCUGUUCUUAGCAAGGAUUUUAAUGACAGUAACUGUGAAGCUGCAAGGCAGAUUGCCAGAAGAUAUAAAUAUUACCUAACUUACUAUCAAGUCAUGUCAUAUGGAGAGACCACUCAACAGUUUAAUGGCAGUGAAGAUGUGCCUCUCUUUGAUAUCAAAUCACAGAAUUAUGGGGAUGGGACAUCCAGUGCUGCAGAAUCUUCAAAGUUAGAUGAGCAUGCAACCAAAUCACAAACAUAUUGUACGAAAAAAGCAAUGCAGUUUGAGAAAGUCCACCCAGUUGAUUUUCAAGAAAAUAAAACUGAUCGCGUCACAGAAGUACCUAAGACAAAUGGGAAGAUACCAGAAAUUCAAGAUUAUAGUCAACAUUUGAACCAAAUUCCAAAGUUAAAACUUCGCAAGGCAAAGUUGAACACAAAUCUAACCAUCAGAUGCCUCCAGGAUAUCCUGGGAGAAUAUCAGUCAGAUUCACCAACCUCAGUAGAUUCACAUUACAAUGAUUCUGGAGAAGAUGAUUUUAUGGAAAAUAUGGAUGCUGUUAAAAGCUCAGGAAGAGCCGCAAGCACAAAUGCAGGAGAUCUGCAACCAGGAAUUUGUCAUCAGAAGCUUGCUGCUCCUUGCUCUACAUCAGGCCGAGAGGGCACAGGAAAAAAUCUGCUACAAGCUCCUGAGCAUCUAAUGCACAAAGAAGAUGAACUCUAUACCAAAAAGUCUUUUUCUGGCAUAUCUCUCAAUUCUAUCAGUGAUUUAAAUUUAUCCAUCAUGGAGCUCCAAGGUAAGGACUCAAACAGCUUUCCUGAUGCCUAUGAGGAAGAUGCUGCAAAUCAGAUGAUAUUAGAGAUGCAUAAAGUCCAGGGCCUUGAACACAUAACAUCUACUAGUCUGAAGAGCUGUAGGUUCACCCAGAGGGACAAUCGAAUGUCUGCUACAAGGAAAAUGUGGAAUUCCCAUAGCCAAAAAAGAUCAAAUGAUGUUUGCAUAUGGUCGGCAAAAGAUCCCAAGAGUGAAUUACUGGCUAAACUUGAGGAUGCGAUUUCAAAACUAUGUUUUUCGAAAAUACUACACAAACAUGAUGAAGAUUAUGCUGUAGAAGCUACAACCAUUUGUGAAAUGUUGAACAGCAAAACAGGGCUAAAAUAUACUAUGCUAAAAGAUGUGAUUCUUGAUCAACUACUAGCAGCUAUUACGACUUCCAAGGAGGAAACAGCAAUAAGGGCAUCGGUCUCUAUACUAACAACAAUCAUUUCAGCAAACAAAUCAGUCAUAGAGGAUAUAAAGAAGAAAGGUUUGCAGUUAAGUGAUUUGGCAAGUGCUCUAAAACAAAAUGUACACGAGGCAGCUACCUUAAUCUAUUUGAUAAAGCCAUCUCCUACAGAAAUAAAGAGUCUAGAACUUUUACCUGCACUGGUGGAGGUUGUGUGCACUUCAAAAACUUACAAGUGCAGGCCAACAUCACUUCUAUUGACACCCCCUGGGGCAUCAUUAAUGAUUAUUGAAGUGCUAAUAACUGCAUUUGACUACGAUACGAACAAAACGCACUUGGCCGCAAUCAAUUCUCCCCGUGUCCUCAAUGGACUUCUGGAAGUUGCAAAAGAUAGAAAUCUGAAAGAAUUCAUAUCUUUGGCCACUGUUCUAAUAAAAUGCAUGCAGUUUGAUGGCCAGUCAAGGAAAUAUAUAUCUCAGAUUACUCCUGUUGCUCCAUUUAUCAGUCUCCUACAAAGCAAUGAGAAGCGUGCAAACUUCGUAGCACUUGAAUUUUUCCAUGAGAUACUUCGCAUGCCACGGUCAUCAGCCAUUAGCCUAUUGCAGCAGAUAUGGAAAGAAGGAAGCAUACACCUUAUGCAGACACUAAUUCUUUGUGUCCAACAAUUGCAGUCAGAUUACCAACUUUUUGCAGCAAAUUUAUUACUGCAAUUGGAUGCACUGGAUAAUUCAUCCGGUAAAAGUAUGUUCAAAGAAGAGGCUAUGAAGGCCAUCCUAAAGUCAAUGGCUGAAGAAGGUUCUUCAAACCAGCUAUUAGCCUUAUUCAUUUUAUCAAAUAUUGGUGGAACUUAUACAUGGACUGGGGAACCGUAUACAGUAGCAUGGUUGGUCAAAAAGGCAGGUUUAACUUCCUUGCACCACCGGAAUAUGAUAAGAGAUUUUGAUUGGUUGGACCAAAGCUUACAGGAUGCAGGUCUAGAUGCAUGGUGUAGUAAGAUCUCAAGGAGUAUCAUCGACAUGGGAAAAUCUGUUUUUGAUGCUUUAGAGAAGGGAAUAAAGAGUAAGAUAAAGAGGGUUUCAAGAGAAUCUCUCACAACUAUUGCAUGGCUUGGUUUCGAAAUAACAAAAUGCUCAAAUGCGGUAAAAAAUUUGGCAUGUGAGAUCCUCCUUGGAGGGACUGAGCAAUAUUUGCACCCUGGUUUUGAGCUUGAGGAAAGGUUUCUGGCAUGUUUGUGCAUCUACAACUAUGCCUCUGGUAAAGGGAUGAAGAAGCUAAUCCAUUUCUCGGAAGGAGUCAGAGAAUCUCUGAGACGUUUUUCAAAUGUCACGUGGAUGGCAGAGGAAUUGCAUCAAGUAGCAGAUUACUAUCUGCCAAAUAAAUCACGUAUUUCUUGUGUUCACACACAAACUGCGGAGAUGCGUCAGAGCAGCAGUGGUGCAGUGAGUGCCCUCAUCUACUACAAAGGCCUGCUUUACAGUGGUUACUCAGAUGGCUCAAUUAAGGUGUGGAACAUCCAAAUGCAGUCAGCUACACUUGUAUGGGAAACUAAUGAACACAAGAAGGCAGUGACAUGCUUUUCACUCUUUGAACCAGGGGAACGUCUUUUAAGUGGAUCCGCAGACAAAACCAUCAGGGUCUGGCAGAUGAUCAAAGGGAAACUGGAAUGCAUUGAAGUCAUAGCAAUGAAAGAACCAAUUCGAAAGUUGGAUACAUAUGGAAAAAUUAUUUUUGCAAUUACCCAAGGCCACAAGAUGAAGCUGAUAGAUUCAUCGAGAAUGGUGAAAAGUAUCUGCAAGGGUAAAAGUGUGAGCUGCAUGACUGUAGUUCAGGGGAAGAUUUACAUGGGCUGCACGGAUUCAAGCAUAAAGGAGUUAAACAUAACAAACAAUCGGGAGAGAGAAAUCAAAGGACCAGCAUCAAUUUGGAGGAUUCAAAACAAACCAAUCAGUACAAUCCUAAUGUACAGAGACUGGCUCUACAACUCAAGUUCGGCCGUUGAGGUUUCAAAUAUCAAGGAAUGGAGAAAGCACUGUGAGCCUCAAAUGUCAAUAGCUGCAGAGAAAGGAGCAAAAAUACUAGCAAUGGCAGUUGUUGAAGACUUCAUUUACCUAAACCGCAGCUCAUCGACAAGCACCCUUCAGAUAUGGCUGAGAAAAACACACCAGAAAGUGGGAAGAAUAUCAGCAGGGAGUAAGAUAACAAGCAUCCUCACUGGCAAUGACGUUGUUCUAUGCGGUACAGAAACAGGGAUAAUCAAGGGCUGGAUCCCCCUAUAGCAGGAAAACCCUGCAACUUUUUUCAUCACAAGCCCGCAUACAAAAACUGGAAACCAAAGUCAGAAAGCAAGAGAGCCGUUGUAUAUUUUUUAAGCACUGGGCCAAAUACAGAAGUGGUGUUGAACUGGAAUGUGGUUGUAAAUGAAGAAUGUUAAUUUGUAAUUAAUAUAGUAGUUGCAUGGCAGAAAAUGGGCGAUUGCUAUAGAGAUAUAUCACAGAAUUUUGUCUACUUUACAAGAAAUUUAUAAUAUAAGUAUUUCAGUUGUAUUUUCUACAGCCA